Messenger RNA from Nematolebias whitei (Rio pearlfish), 2977 nucleotides. RefSeq lists its product as uncharacterized. Bases 67 to 2907 code for a protein of 946 amino acids. Lineage: Eukaryota; Metazoa; Chordata; Actinopteri; Cyprinodontiformes; Rivulidae. The transcript is spliced from 16 exons. The record is from RefSeq and is a predicted model, not a curated record.
CCUAAUGACUGGGUGCCUCCUCCAGACUGGGAACGCCCACCCCAUUGGAGACCUGGCCCCCCCAACAUGGGUCCCAGAGAGCCAUGGGGACCAGAGCCAGUCCCUCCACCUGUACCGAUUCCCCCAGUCCUGCCACCUGUUGUCCCAGUAGGGCUUCCUCCUCCGGAUCCCUCAGCCGUUCCUCCAGUGGCUCCUCCUGUCUGUGUGCCUCCAUUUGGGUUCCCACCCUUUCCACCUCCUGUUUGGACCGGAGAGCCCAUUGUGGAGGAACCGAUGCCAAACCCCCCUCCGGAUCAGCCUGAAUGGAUCAAAGCUCUGAUUUCUGCACCGCCUUCUGACGUCUCUUCUGCUGAGCCUAAAAAAGAAUCUGAAGCAACUACAGUCACCAACGUUUUGUUCCCAGCUCCGCCCGCUGCCCCUGCCCCCACACCUGUGACUGCCCCACAACCAAAAACAGAAGUGAAGAACUCUGCCAAAGCUCUGGGUCUUCUGGGAAAACGUGCAUUUGAAAGGCCUCCUCCUGGUAGAUCCAUGGGGAUCAUUUCCUUCAUUGGGCCCUCGUUUGGCUACAUCGAAAGGGAAGACCUUGAAAAGUUCACCUUCAGCUUCGAUGUCUUCUUUGGAAACCCCAGUGCCAUGACGCCUGGAGUCCGAGUCCACUUCACUGCCUGCAAAGAGAAGGCUCGUUCUGUAGCUACAGAUGUUAAAGUGGCUCCAGGUGGAACUGAGAAUGUGGACCCGGACAUCUUUGAAGCUGUAGUAAGUCAGCCCAUCUCAGAGCCUCAGCCUGGCGUGCGUCAGUACCCAGGCCAGGUGUACGUAACCAUUGGACAGGUGUGGACCAAUUUGCCGUUUGAAAGGAGGGAUAGCACAGUGACGCUGCUGAAAAACGAUCACGUCCUCAUCAAUUUGCUUACAGACAUUGUGUCUGAGAAACGGAGAGCCACCAACAUCAAACCCAAAAUUCCUUCCACCUUCAGCUCGACUAACGAGACGCGAGAGAAGGGCGUCAUUUCCAGCCUGAAAGAAAGCGAAGGCACCAUCAAGUCCGAUGAACAUGGAGAGCUUCCGUUUGAAACCAGAGAGAACUUCAGUGACAUUGGUUUUUCAGAAGAGGACAUCAACGAGGAAGUGGAGUUCACUGUGAUCACGCUGAAGGCAGGGAAAGUAGCCGUCAGGAUCAAGAGGGUGAAGGAGCCCUUGCUCCUGACGCUCUGCGGUUCCUCCAAUGAUGAGCCAGUGAGCAAAAUCUUCAACAACGAAGAGGAAUCCUUGUACACACCAAAUAACAAGGUCAAACCUACAAAUGAACUGGAACCCUACAUGGUUCUGGACACAGAGUUGUACGAAGGAAUUGUCAGCCAGCCCAUCAUCGAGCCCAAGGGUAGUGUCCCUGGUUAUCCGGGUCAGAUCCACGCCAACAUUGGCCCCCUUAAGACUAAUGUGACAUUUGACCGCCGGGACUGCAACGUGACGCUGCUGAAGAACGACCAUGUCCUCAUCAACUUGUUGAUUAACUCGAUGAACAACAAACGCCGAGCAGCCAACAUCAGACCUAAAGUCCCGUUCACCUUCAGCUACACCAAGGAGACCCGAGAACUGGGCAUCAUCGCCUCAAUAGGCAAUGAGGAAGGCAUCAUCCAGUCUGACGAGCAUGGCGAGAUUCCUUUUGAUGUUGAUGAGAACUUCAGCGAUACAGAGUUUGUAGCUGAUGAUGUUGGCCAACAGGUGGAGUUCACAACAACCACGGUAAAAUCCAGUAAGAGAGCAAUCAGGCUGAUGAAGGUAAAUAAAGGUAGUGACAUCAUCCUGCAAGAGCAGAAGAAACGUGGGGAGGAAGAGAGACGAAAAAAAGAGGAGGAGGAGGAGAGGAGGAAACGAGAGGAAGAAGAGAUGAAGAAGCAAGAGGAAGAGCAUGAGAGAGAGUCAGCGAGGAAGAAGAAGGAGGACGUGGCUGUAGCCUUGGCAGCUGCCAAAAACAAGUGGACACCAUUCGGCUACAGGAUGAGGCUCCUCGACUCUAUGUACGAAAUCAGCAAAGAAAGAUUUGAAGGCACCAUCCUUAAAGCUGUUUCCAGAAUCCCUCGUUUGGAGCUGAAGAAGAACAAAGGUGGUGCUGGGGACCUGCAGGUGUUGGUCAAACAGGUAAAGGGAUUGUGUAGCAAUCGAGGCAGAUGGCUUGAUUUGUACAAUCAGAGGCUUCUGGAGAAGAGAGAGCAGCAAUUCAAAGAGAUGAUUGCUCGUAAGAAACGGGGAGAGAUCAACGAUGGCUCGCAGGUCUCACCAGGCAAACCAAGCAGCAGUGAGCCCAUGAAUGUUUGGAUCUGCGGACAUUCACUUGUUUACUGGGCUGAGUCACGAGCCAAGUCUCCGGAGGUAGGUAUGCAGCUGGGCAUGGACCCCAGCAAGGUGACAAUUUGGUGGAAGGGCAUCCAGGGCAUGACAUGGUCUCAGCUUCUGCCCCAGCUUCACCAACUGAAGAUCACUUGGCCUAAUCCUGAUGUCCUCAUCGUCCACUUGGGUGGCAACGACCUUUGCACUGAGAGCCCCACUAACCUGCUAGCCUCUGUCAAGAAGGACCUGACCUCCAUAAGGAGUAUCUUCCCACGUUGUGUCUUGGUAUGGUCCAAUAUCCUACCUCGGAGGGUGUGGCGCCAUUCACCAGAUAGCCACGAAGUUGAUCUGGUGCGCACCACUGUGAAUCGUAGAAUCCAGAGCAUUGUGUCUGAGCUGAAUGGUGUCUCUCUGAGCCACGAUAAUAUCCGAUGUGGCACAAACACGGGUCUGUACCGGGCCAACGGCGUUCACCUGUCUCCAAAAGGAAUUGAUGUUUUCAAUCUGAACCUGCAAGAGUUUCUAGAGAAGUGGGAGUUGGAAGUGAUCUCAGAGAAGAGUGCAGAGGUGUAGGGUUCUCUGUUGUUUUUACAUUUACCAGUAAGUAGCGAGGUAGUUUCAUUAAUCUUCAUACUCAUAGUAU